Messenger RNA from Dendronephthya gigantea, 3029 nucleotides. RefSeq names its product extracellular sulfatase Sulf-1-like. Gene Ontology annotation, molecular function: N-acetylglucosamine-6-sulfatase activity; glycosaminoglycan binding. Bases 242 to 2548 code for a protein of 768 amino acids. The transcript is spliced from 11 exons. The record is from RefSeq and is a predicted model, not a curated record. Lineage: Eukaryota; Metazoa; Cnidaria; Anthozoa; Malacalcyonacea; Nephtheidae.
GAAAGCAACCAUCAGUUCCUGUGUUUCGACUUCUGUAACUGCGAAUUUGACAGACGAAACGGAUAGCCGCAGUGAGUGCAACAGUAGCACAACAAGGCUAUAGAUUGUCGAGGAAGGAGGCAAGUUUAUGUAAAAAGCUGCGAGAUUCAAGUCGUUUCUAAAAGAUAAAGUUUAGGAUCCCCUGAGCCAUACUACUGAGGUACGUCCAUAUAAGGGAUUAACUAAACCCAGGAUUUCUGAGAUGAACCUAAUCCUCUCGGUUUUUCUCCUGGUGUUAUUGACUUCGUGUCAAAAUGGCGUCCACGGCAAAAGAAGGAAAGACAAUAAAUCCAGGCGGCCAAACAUUAUUUUUAUUUUGAUGGACGAUCUUGACGUUCAACUCGGCUCGAUGCAAGUGAUGACGAAAACGCGCAAGAUGUUCGAGAGGCAUGGUACAGAGUUUGUAAACGCAUUCGUCACCAGUCCCAUAUGCUGUCCUUCGCGCUCGUCCAUUCUGACCGGCAUGUACGCGCACAAUCACGGGUGUUUGACAAACACGAUAAACUGCGCUUCCAUGUCCUGGAGACAAGGACCCGAGAGACGAAACUUUGGCCAUUAUCUUCAGCAAAGUGGUUAUAGAACAGGAUACUUUGGCAAAUAUUUAAACAACUACGAUGGUAAAUGGGUUCCGAAUGGUUGGGACAACUGGUCGGCGCUGUUGAAAAACAGCAAAUUCUACAACUACACUUUGAUUCGUAACAGAAGGUUUGAGAAACAUGGCCAUGAUUAUGGCAGGGAUUAUUUCACAGAUGUUGUGACAAACUAUAGCAUAGAUUUCUUUCUGAAGUCGAAAACCAACCAACCCAACAAGCCUGUGAUGAUGGUGGUCGGAAUGGCCGCACCUCACGGACCUGAGGAUCCCGCACCACAGCAUAAAGAUUUGUUUAGUAAUGUGACCGCUCCAAGGCAUCCAAACUUCAAUGCCCACUCCAAAGACAAACAUUGGAUAGUACGAUACACCAAACCCAUGGACAAACAAAAGGUUGCCUUUUCUGACCUGCUUCACCGCCGACGUUUGCUCACAUUGCUUUCUGCUGAUGACGCAAUUCACAGAUUGUACAAAAGCCUUGAACAGCGUGGAAUGCUGGACAAUACCUACAUAUUCUUGAGCUCGGAUCAUGGCUAUCAUUUGGGACAGUUUGGAAUGGCCAAGGGGAAGUCACAGCCGUACGAAACAGAUAUAAGAAUUCCGUUCUACGCUUUGGGACCAAAUGUACCGAAGGCCAAAAAGGUGAAAGACGUAGUGUUGAACAUUGAUCUGGCCCCAACGUUUCUCGAUAUCGGGGAUGUCCGAGUACCGAAUGGUAUGGAUGGACGAUCUGUCUUGGGGCUGUUGGAAUCUUACGAACACAAGAAUAACAAUUUGAAUUGGAGAGACUCUUUCCUUGUUGAAAAAUCCAAAAAGUUUUACUCGAAUCAGAAGAAUACAGCGAAGACCAAAUUAGAAUUGAUUAACGAGAAAUGCCGGCGCCUCUCGUAUCCACGCUCUUGCAAACCUGGUCAAGAAUGGACGUGUACGAUCAUCAAGGGACAGUUGAGGCUUCGGAAAUGCCGACGGAAUUCGUCGAGUCGCGGAAGUACUCCGAGAUUGCCCCGAGGCUUGAGUGGAAGAUACGGUACGAGUUCCAAACGAUGCAAGUGCCCGAAGAAUGAACGAGGGCGAAUGGAUCGCUUCAGAAGAAGAUACGUUGAAGACCAGCCUCGUGAUAUCUACCGCUGGUACAUGAGAUCGCAGCAGGAGCGAAGAGGAACGAAGAAUCCCGACAAUUACGACCGCCAUCUUAGGAAGGAAAUGCUCUCAAAGUACAACAAAAGAACGAUGAGUAGGUUGAUGCAGGAUAAGAUGAGAAAGCUUAAUUCAAGGAUCCAAGCUUCACGAGAGCGUCUAUCUCAGCUCAGAUCAAAGAAGAUAUCGCUGGUCGCAAACAUGAUGAAAGAACCGGAGAGAAGAACUUCUUGUCGUUGUGUCAAUGGUAGAAUGAUUCAAUCCGAAAGAGUGAAAUUUGCGAAUAGAAAAAGCAGCAACAGUUCUAAACAGAACAGAAAAUCAGGAAGGAAUGCGAAGAAGAAGACGAGAAGAAAGGAUAGGAAACGACAAUAUCGAUUGAACAAGAAAAAAGUUUGUUUAGCUCCAGGAUUAAACUGUUUCAGGCAUACAAAUCAGCAUUGGAAGACAGCGCCAUUUUGGAAAAAUGGUAGCUUUUGUUUCUGCCCGACGUCCUCCAACAACAGUUUCUGGUGUUUGCGAACGAUUAAUGCGAACGAGAACUACAUUUACUGCGAAUUUGUGACGCAAUUUUGCGAGUUUUACGACCUCAAUACCGAUCCAUAUCAGCUCAACAACACAGUGUCCACGCUCUCUCGGACGUUUCAUGCUAAAUUGCACAAUAGGCUGGGAGUUUUGACUCAAUGUCGUUCAAGUGGCUGUGAGAUGUAUCCAGGCAGACGUAUACCACGAAACACUAUAAUUCCACUGGAGAAAUCAUGUACAAAUCGAAAAUACUUUUGAUAGCAGAACGUAGCCAGGUACUGGGGAAGUACAUAACGGGAUCCGGGAAACAUAAAUGCUAGGAACGCGAGUUCGCUUCGUAAAAACGUGAUCUAUAUCAGCUGCAUUUAAACCGUGACAUGUAACUAUGAAUAAAAAAAACCUUGCAUGCAAAAUUAAUUCGAAGAACGUUUCGUUUUUAACUCAAGGUAGGCUGUUUUUAAAUGACGAAGCUUGAGACAAAAUGUGCAAGAAAGGUAAUUCAAAAAUGGAAAGCAAUACAUAAUUAUCAAAUGCGGAUAAGUAGAAAAUGAUUCGAUCUUUUAGCGAUAAAUCAUGUUGCGGUUCAAAUGCAAUUUAACAUGAUGUAGAGCAUAACGUUUUCAGGCGCAGUCAAAAUUCCGAGCGCAGGCAAACGAGCUUGAAAAAGAGUUUAAAAUAAGUAAGUUUAAAUAAGUUAGCAUCAAAUGUGGUAUAACAACUGCCUAAAAUAGACAAAACA